This is a messenger RNA of Entelurus aequoreus (snake pipefish), 1515 nucleotides long. RefSeq names its product coiled-coil domain containing 170 (gene ccdc170). The transcript is spliced from 10 exons. The coding region runs from base 1 to 1515 and encodes 504 amino acids. The record is from RefSeq and is a predicted model, not a curated record. Lineage: Eukaryota; Metazoa; Chordata; Actinopteri; Syngnathiformes; Syngnathidae.
AUGUUGACUUCCGGUUCCCGUUCUUCACUCAGGGAAAAAGUACAAAACAAUAAUUGUUUGCAGUCUAAAGAGCGCGAGCGGCUGAAGAUGAGAAUGGUCGUCCUGGAGGAGCGCGUGCGGGCCAUGGAGGCGGAGUCCCGAGGCGACCAAGAGGCGGUCCUAAGGCUGGCGUCCGAGCUGGACCGGGAGAGGAAGAAGUCCGCCAGCAGCUCGGCGGCUGUGCAAGAACUCAAAGCGGACCUGGACGGACUGGUGCUGGUGCGGCUGGAAAACGAAGACCUGGUCCAGAGACUGCAGGCCAGCAGGAGAGUGACGGAGGCCAGCAGGCGGGAGUCUGGCUGUCUGGAGGGGCAGGUGCAAGACCUGGAGAAGAAGCUGCAGAGCAGUCAGAGACACGCCCGGGAGGCCCAGGACCAAGUCCUGCAGGUCCUCCGUAAAGUCUCCUCUCUCAUCCCGGACCAGACACCAGUCCCAGUCCACGGCCAAGACCAGGAGGCGUCGCCGACCCUGGACCAACUCUGCAGUCGGGUGGAGGCUCACCUGGGCGACGUGUGUCAGCAGCUGAGCGAGGAGAAGCAGCGAGGUCAAAGAGCCCAGCUGGCCGAGCAGCAAGUGUCAGACCUGAGGCAGAGACUUGAGGACGUGGAGGCGGAGCUCCUGGCGGCGGACGAGCAUCAUCACGCCAUGCGGCUGGACCUUCAGCACCAUGAAGACUUCUUGGAGCGGCUGACGGACGCCAUGAAGGUGGACGCCAUGGCGGCCGACGUGGGCCCCGACAUGAGGCUGCCGCUCAUCCUGUCCCGGGCGGAGCAGCUGGUCAGAAGCGAAGGCGACGCUGUGAUGGAGAGCAAGCGUCUGACCUUUAACCUCCAACGCAAGCUGAAGACCCAGAAGGAGCAGCUGGAGAGCAAAGGUCUUCACAUCCAGAUGUUGAGGAAGAAGCUGGAGGAGGACAAAAGGAGCAAGUCGGUGCUGGAGGACGUCCAUGCCGAGUCCGCACGCCUGCGGAAGAAAGUGGAGCGUCUCCAGGGCGAGCUGAGGGCCUCCAGGCAGUCACACGGCCUGCUGAAGAGCCGCCUCUCCGCCGCCGACCUCAAGCUGAGGCUGGAGGAACAGGGCCAGGUCGUGCAGGAGCAGAAGAAGAAGCUGAGACAGCUCCGGAAGGGCAAAGGUCACGCCGAGAAGCUGGUCGACACCUUGACCUCUGACCUGCAGAGUCAGGAGAAGCAGAGCAGGGACGACCGAGAGCGACUCAGCAGUCUGACGAGCAGCCUGGCUCAGCUCUCCGCCUCUGAGAGAGAGCUGACGGACUUCCGCAUGGUGGUUUCCCGCUUGCUGGGCUUAAACGCCUCGUCAUCCUCCGCCCUCCCCAACCAUGAAAUCAUCCGCCUGCUGGAGGACCUCCUCCACUCCCAUCAUCACCAUGGAAACGCACCUUGGCUGUGCACGGCCCACCAUGGCGCUCAUCUCUCACAUCUCUCCUACUCACAUGCUAGCGGCGGCCAGGGGGAGUGA